Trichechus manatus latirostris (Florida manatee) is the source of this 1522-nucleotide messenger RNA. It is a transcript of the gene EIF2B3, whose product is annotated as eukaryotic translation initiation factor 2B subunit gamma. Lineage: Eukaryota; Metazoa; Chordata; Mammalia; Sirenia; Trichechidae. The transcript has 12 exons. Gene Ontology annotation, cellular component: eukaryotic translation initiation factor 2B complex; guanyl-nucleotide exchange factor complex. The record is from RefSeq and is a predicted model, not a curated record. Gene Ontology annotation, biological process: biosynthetic process; cytoplasmic translational initiation. Bases 78 to 1433 code for a protein of 451 amino acids. Gene Ontology annotation, molecular function: guanyl-nucleotide exchange factor activity; translation initiation factor activity.
UGUCAGUCAGAGGCGGCGUGGGGAACGUGGGGAGCGCUGGGAGCGGUUACUGCGCGCCGGGAGCCGAGUUUGUAAAAAUGGAAUUUCAAGCAGUAGUGAUGGCAGUUGGAGGGGGAUCUCGGAUGACAGACCUGACUUCCAGCAUUCCCAAACCUCUGCUUCCAGUUGGGAACAAACCUUUAAUUUGGUACCCAUUGAACCUGCUUGAGCGUGUUGGAUUUGAAGAAGUCAUUGUGGUUACAACCAGGGAUGUCCAAAAGGUGCUAUGUUCAGAAUUCAAGAUGAAAAUGAAGGCAGAUAUUGUGUGUAUUCCUGAUGAGACUGAUAAGGGAACUGCAGAUUCUCUGCGCCACAUAUAUCCAAAACUGAAGACAGAUGUGCUGGUCCUCAGCUGUGAUCUGAUAACAGACGUUGCCUUACAUGAGGUUGUGGACCUAUUCAGAGCUCAUGAUGCAUCACUUGCUGUGUUAAUGAGAAAAGGCCAAAACAGCAUAGAACCAGUCCCAGGUCAAAAGGGGAAGAAAAAAGCAGUGGAGCAGCGUGACUUCAUUGGAGUGGACAGCACAGGAAAGAGGCUGCUCUUCAUGGCUAAUGAAGCAGACUUGGAUGAAGAGCUGGUCAUUAAGGGAUCCAUCCUGCAGAAGCACCCUAGGAUACGUUUCCACACAGGCCUUGUGGACGCCCACCUCUACUGCUUGAAAAAAUACGUCGUGGAUUUCCUAAUGGAAAAUAAGUCAAUCACUUCCAUCCGGAGUGAACUGAUUCCAUACCUAGUGAGAAAACAGUUCUCAUCUUCCUCACAACAGGGACAAGAAGAAAAAGAGGAAGAUCUAAAGAAAAAAGAGCCGAAGUCCUUAGAUAUUUACAGUUUUAUAAAAGAAGCCAAUACACCAAACUUUGCUCCAUAUGAUGCCUGCUGGAAUGCCUGUCGAGGAGACAGGUGGGAAGACUUGUCCAGAUCACAGGUGCGCUGCUAUGUCCACAUCAUGAAAGAGGGCCUCUGCUCCCGAGUGAGCACCCUGGGACUCUACAUGGAAGCAAACAGACAGGUGCCCAAAUUGCUGCCUGUUCUUUGUCCAGAAGAACCACUAGUCCAUUCAUCAGCCCACAUUGUCAGCAAACACCUGGUUGGAGUUGACAGCCUCAUUGGGUCAGAUACACAGGUUGGAGAGAAGUCAUCCAUCAAGCGCUCGGUCAUUGGUUCAUCCUGUGUCAUAAGAGAUAGAGUGACUAUCACGAACUGCCUUCUCAUGAACUCAGUCACUGUGGAGGAAGGAAGCAGCAUCCAGGGCAGCGUUAUCUGUAACAAUGCUGUGAUCGAGAAGGGAGCAGACAUCAAGGAUUGCCUAAUUGGAAGUGGCCAGAGGAUUGAAGCCAAAGCCAAACGAGUGAACGAGGUGAUCGUGGGGAGUGACCAGCUCAUGGAGAUCUGAGUUCUGAAGAAGUCAUACUCCUUAUUUUGGCCCCCAAAAGAUAUUGGCUGCCCACCUGUUUGACUCUGUAUUUAUUUUCCAAUAAAAAG